Messenger RNA from Oppiella nova, 1344 nucleotides. The record is from the annotation of a GenBank genome assembly. NCBI's taxonomy places the organism in Eukaryota, Metazoa, Arthropoda, Arachnida, Sarcoptiformes, Oppiidae.
AUGUCAACCAUUGGACACAUGUUUCACUCAUUUCUUCAUUUCAUUUCACGUUUUCAUUGAAUUUAAAGUUUUUGAAAUAAAUUAUUGCAAAUUAUAUUGAAUUCAAAGAAUGGGUCGAAAACGCAAAGAGGAAGAUGUGAGCGAUGAAGACAUCGAUUUCGAGGAUAUCGACGGUGAGGAACCGUUGGAGCAAACUGUGGACUCCGGUCAAGAAGUGGAUGAUUUGGAAGUGGAAGAGACCAACGAUGAGAUAACUGAUGAGAUAACUGAUGCUAAGGACGUGCAGAAGGUGUUGUUCCCGGAGACCAGUGUCUUGUCUCAGAUCAAGAAUAAGUUAAGACGUCGUGAGAUGUAUGUGAAGCUCAAGAAGCAGAAGAAAGAGGCGAAGAAAGAGUCGCGAACUGAGAGACAAAAUAUGGCGAAAGCUAUGGGAGAAAAGGCCACAAAACAGGUGCCCAAGACUAUUGAGUCGAUGCGAGAACCCGACGAAACAAUGGUUGAUCCCGAAGAUGAAGAGGUGAAGAUCGACGAGUCGUUGGACGAGAUGUCCGCGUAUUUUCGCAAAGACGUUGAGCCGAAGAUACUCAUCACAUCCAGUGAUAAUCCGCACACAAAGACCAUUAAGUUCUGUCGAGAACUCAAGCAAAGCAUUCCUAACGCAGAGUUCAGGUUUAGGAACAGAUCCAGUGUUAAAAAGAUGGUUAAGGCAGCCAUCGAUAGGGAUUACUCCGACAUCUUGAUUGUGAACGAGGACUGGAGGAAACCCAACGGUGUACUUCACGUCCAUUUACCCGACGGCCCCACCGCUCACUACAAACUUAGUUCCGUUCGCUUUUGUAAAGAUAUAAAGAAUCGGGCCAAAUAUAGCGCCCACCGACCGGAAGUGAUUCUCAAUAAUUUCAACACAAGACUCGGCCACACAAUCGGCCGAAUGUUUGCCUCAGUAUUUCAUUUCGAUCCUGAAUUCAAAGGCCGACGAGUCGUGACUUUUCACAACCAAAGAGAUUAUAUAUUCUUUCGACAUCACAGAUACGAAUUUAAGAACAACACCAGAGUUGCCAUACAAGAGAUCGGACCCCGAUUUACACUAAAGCUACGGUCUCUACAAAAGGGAACAUUUGACUCGAAAUUUGGUGAAUAUGAAUGGGCUCUUAAGCGUCACGACUCGGGAAUAAACAGAAGACGAUUCGCGUUAUAGUUAUGUUUUAAGAAUUCAUUCAUUCAUUUGGUAUAUCAAUAAACUGUUUAUUUCGUGCAAAUAAUUAUUAAAAUAUAGGAAUAUAUCAAUUAUAACCAAUAAUAAUAUGAAUAAUAAUAAAGUGAUAAUUCAUUCAAUUGUCAUAA